UCGGCUACUAUGAAACUGUUACAGGAAACGGAGGAUGCAACAAACGACAGAAAGUUCAUAAAAUCUCAGGUGGAGAAACGUCGAAGGGAGAGGAUGAACCGCAGUCUGGAGUGUCUGAGAAACAUGUUGCUGCAGGAGCCACAACAACUGGGUGGGGCUCAGCGCAGGGUGGAGAAAGCUGAGAUACUCGAACACACAGUCCUCUUCCUCCAGAACACUGCCAAAGGAGACAAGACGAGAGCUGGAGGUGGAGGCGGAGGCCGGAAGCACUCCUUCCAAGACGGCUUCUCCACCUGCCUGCAGAGAGCCGCUCAGUUCCUGGGACCUGAGGGGAAAGGCUUGUGGCUCGGAGCAGCGCUGGACGCAUCUUUUGCUGCUCGCUUCGCCCGUUCAGACUCUGAUUCUGCAGGCGUCCAGCGGAGAACUGAGGCCCGCUCCUCCACCAGCUCUCUGCCACGGACAAAGUCCAUUCUUCGGAUGCUUCGGCAAAAGUCUAAGCACAGACUGGAUACACGAGCCUACGCUGUGAACAGUUCAGUUGUUCAUCCCUACCAACGUCCGGUCCAGAAAGGCUUUCCCAGAGUUCCCCAACAGCCUCAGAAACAAAACAGCGGGACAGCCGUCUAUUCUGCUGACACAGGCACAGGGACUCUCCCAGACUGGGACAGACGUGAGCUGGAUCACGUGGCUGAGCGGGGGCCGUCCGGCCGGGACUGCUGCUGUGCAGAGGAGCGAGUUCAGAGGUGUGGGAAGUCAGGGCUCGAGGCUGGGUGA
This is a messenger RNA of Seriola dumerili (greater amberjack), 774 nucleotides long. Its product is annotated as transcription factor HES-2-like. Lineage: Eukaryota; Metazoa; Chordata; Actinopteri; Carangiformes; Carangidae. The coding region runs from base 10 to 774 and encodes 254 amino acids. The transcript is spliced from 5 exons. Gene Ontology annotation, cellular component: nucleus. Gene Ontology annotation, molecular function: RNA polymerase II cis-regulatory region sequence-specific DNA binding; DNA-binding transcription factor activity, RNA polymerase II-specific; protein dimerization activity. Gene Ontology annotation, biological process: regulation of transcription by RNA polymerase II; anterior/posterior pattern specification; regulation of neurogenesis. The record is from RefSeq and is a predicted model, not a curated record.